AUGCCCGCAAGUGGGGGAGCACCGAAGCCCAAGCCACCGAAGAAGGGUUCUCCACCAAAGGCAGAGGCGCCAAAGUAUGAGCCAAGUCACGAGCCCCAACCUUUGCCCCACCCAAUCAAUCCUUCACCCUCACCAAAACAAAUGCCAAAUGCUCCCGAGGUGCUUGCUUUGCUGCCAACUAUUGAUGGGACCCACGAGUCGGAUCCACCACAAGUUGCCUCACCGCCACCCACCCAUGUUUUCUCUCCACCACCAUCGGUUCAAUCACCACCACUUCCACCACCCAUCCACUCUCCACCACCACUCUCAUCUCCACCACCACUCAUCCAUUCUCUGCCGCCAUUGUUACAAUCACCUCCUCCACCACCACUCAUCCACUCUCGACCACAACUCGACCACUCUCCACCACCGCCAGUAAAAUCACCUCCACCACCACCACAACCCACCCAUUCGCCGCCACCACCACCAUCACCUUCAUCACCGCCACUAACACCGGCGCCGGGUAACUAUCCACCGCCACCUGUCUUCUCUCCGCCACCACCCACUUCUACAAUAUACCGCUCACAAAUCGCCGCCAUUGCCGGCCAUCCCGAGCUCCAAUGA
Messenger RNA from Striga asiatica, 603 nucleotides. NCBI's taxonomy places the organism in Eukaryota, Viridiplantae, Streptophyta, Magnoliopsida, Lamiales, Orobanchaceae. The record is from the annotation of a GenBank genome assembly.